AUGGAUGAGCAUGCAUCCUCUUUCUCUAGAGGACCUGCUGAAGCUUUUCAGUGGAUUGGGCACCCAAUACGGGCUACCUUGUGCCGUAUGAAGGGUGGUUCAAUUUUAACUGGAGUUGGAGAUAAGAUUCUCCGACUUUGGUCUGCUGAAAGCUGCAAAUUUAUGAAUGAAUACAAUGUGCCAAAUUCUAAAACAUUAGUCGACUUUGAUUUUGAUGAAAAUAAGACCCAACGUUACCUGUGCAUCACCUAUUUAUAUGUCGCAAUCUUCAUCUGUUCUUCCAAAAGAACAAAUAGUAUAACACGUAAACUGGAUGACCAGCUGAUUGUUGGUGGUUCGACAUUUGGAACUGUAGCUAUCGCAGAUCAAACCUCAGGGCAGAAGUUAGGUGUUCUGAAAUCAGCUUAUGCACCAUUGGCAAUAAGAUCCUUAUCUUUCUGCACAAAUUCACACAUGAUAUUUGCUGGGUCAUCGGCUGGUUAUGCUCAUUGCUGGGACUUAAGGACUUUGAGGCCUCUCUGGGAAAAAAGAGUCAGUCCAAACGUCAUCUACAGCACAUGUCAUUUGCCUGGUGACACGGCAACGCUGGUAGUUGGAGGCAUCGACGGCGUGCUUCGUGUUAUGUGCCAAAGAACCGGUGAAACCAUUCGAUGUCUUGUCGUGGACGCUGACCGCCCAGCAGAAGCCGCAUCUAGAUCUAGGCAGCAAAUAGAGAAGAAACCUGUUCGCAGGAUUGACCCUGAUGCACAGGUUGACAGCAUCCCGAGACGCUUGCGCCCUCAGAUUACCAGCCUGUCGGUUGGUAUGAAGAAGAUUGUGACCACGCAUGGCGAAAACUACAUCCGGGUUUGGAAGUUUCGCCCGAAAAGCUCGUGA
Miscanthus lutarioriparius is the source of this 876-nucleotide messenger RNA. NCBI's taxonomy places the organism in Eukaryota, Viridiplantae, Streptophyta, Magnoliopsida, Poales, Poaceae. The record is from the annotation of a GenBank genome assembly.